ACACAUUUGCAGGAAUCCCACGUAAUUCCUCGUCAUUUUAGUAUUAUGCAAAGGUUUCGCGCAAAUUUGCCCAAAUGAGGAUUUUAUUUGGUGCAUUUGCGCUUCUGGCUCAUGGGUGGUGUUUGGCCACGAGACCAAACGUUACGCUCGAUAUUGCGAGCAUUCAACCUCAUCAUUUCAAGGUAACGGAGGAGAAUAUAAACGAUUCGUUCCUUUCCAAGAUUUUAAGUUCACAUAAUCGAAUCGAUACGAUUGUAUGCAACGGAAAACCGAUUUGGAAGGCGUCGAAUAAUAGAGUCGAGUGCUUCUACGCAAAGGUCUACUCUAACGUGCUAAAUUCAGCUCUAGUCGUCAAUUAUGGAACUCUUCCUACCAAGAAUUCGCCCUUUGGAGAUAAUGAAAUUGCCUACUACGUCAGGGGACCGCACAUUUGGAACCAAGUCUCGUACCAGACGUUUCAUGCACUGCUUGUUGAGAUGGGAUGGAACCAAAGUGGGCUCGUUAACGUUAGUCUGGAUGUGUCACAGCUUUCGGACUAUACAUUCACCGUAUUCCACGGGGAUGUGGAGAAUGUGCCCUUUUCCAUCUUUGUUGGAACGGACAAUUACAGAAUAACAAGAGUACUUGACUAUUGCACCGGCAUUUUGGUGUUUGAUAAGGAUGAAGUUUUCACGGAUGCCAUGCUAUUUUUCGACAAGACUGCGCCGGCUCUGCUUUGCGUCUCGUACAUUUCAGCCGACAGGACCGGAAGAAAGAAUCUACACUAUGAGCUUGUGGAUAUGGUCUGGAGAAUGGUUAACAAGGAUAAAUUUUAUUCAAAAGUUAUCGAGAUUGGAACAAGGGAAAAGGAACCAACCAAGACACAAACCAAAGAUGCUAUGAUGGUGGUACCUGGACUCUUGCCAAUUUUCACAAUGUUGUUACUUUGUAUUGUAGGAUAAAUCGCUGUCCUUUUCCCGUUGGGAUUUUAAUGCAGUUUUAAUAGCCAGUUG
Theileria equi strain WA is the source of this 992-nucleotide messenger RNA. RefSeq lists its product as uncharacterized. The transcript has a single exon. NCBI's taxonomy places the organism in Eukaryota, Apicomplexa, Aconoidasida, Piroplasmida, Theileriidae. The record is from RefSeq and is a predicted model, not a curated record. Bases 75 to 941 code for a protein of 288 amino acids.